UAUUUGUAAUUUAGAGUUGACGUUUAUGACAGCUAUCAAAAUAAAUAACCGUUAAAACUUUUGAAUUAAAUAGUGAUAAAUUACAAGAAAAAUUUUUUGAUAACCAAUUUUUAUAGUAAUAGAAAUGGAUACUUUAAAGUUGUUUGAAGAAUCUCUACUGUACUUUUAUGAAGAAGUUAGAGUGAAUACGUAUAAAAACUGGAUUUUUGAUAAUAGCUCCGAUUGUAAUGUUGAAAAGAUGGCAGAAGCAGGAUUCAUUUUUGUUGGAGAUGAAGAUGAACCGGAUGCUGUGAAGUGCUUUUUUUGCAACAAACAUCUUGAUGGUUGGGAGUCGACAGAUAAUCCUUGGAAAGAGCAUUUAAAACAUGCACCAAAUUGCUCAUUUGCAAAACUAGAAACAUCUCAAAAUAAUAUAACAUUGGAUCAAGCUCUUAAACUGAGAAGGGACUAUUUAAUCAACAUACUCAAUGCUCAUUUCAAUGAUAUAGACAAUGAAUUGACAAAUACACUUAAAAAAGCCAAAGUGCAGAUAAAAAAAUCUUAAAUGUAGGCGUCAAAUUGUGAAUGAAUCAACAUUCUUGUGAAGGUUUAGAAUAUCUUGAUAUUAUGUUUCUUUUAUUAUUUUCCAGUAGUGUCAAAUGUAUUCUGAGUGACGUUUUAAAGUAAUUAAGUUUA
This is a messenger RNA of Diorhabda carinulata, 675 nucleotides long. Its product is annotated as baculoviral IAP repeat-containing protein 5-like. The transcript is spliced from 3 exons. The record is from RefSeq and is a predicted model, not a curated record. Bases 125 to 544 code for a protein of 139 amino acids. Lineage: Eukaryota; Metazoa; Arthropoda; Insecta; Coleoptera; Chrysomelidae.